Sporisorium graminicola is the source of this 3390-nucleotide messenger RNA. RefSeq lists its product as uncharacterized. Bases 1 to 3390 code for a protein of 1129 amino acids. The transcript has a single exon. The record is from RefSeq and is a predicted model, not a curated record. Gene Ontology annotation, cellular component: cytosol. Gene Ontology annotation, molecular function: telomeric repeat DNA binding; Hsp90 protein binding. Gene Ontology annotation, biological process: telomere maintenance via telomerase; protein stabilization. NCBI's taxonomy places the organism in Eukaryota, Fungi, Basidiomycota, Ustilaginomycetes, Ustilaginales, Ustilaginaceae.
AUGGACGCGACACAACCAGCCGACUCUCGGCAGCUCAGGCACGACUUCAAAGAGGUUACGCAAGGUGUGAGGCGGUUCGAGUCUGCAGAAGAGGUGUUCGCUACAUUCACUGCUCCGCUGUCACAAUGGACUGGCGAAGAAGGUCUUCCACCUAGCCUCAGGGCGUACACCCGGUCCUCCACCGCUCCCGCCAGCAGCUCAUCGUCUCAAAGCGCUAGCAUCGACGUCCUUCUCAUAGAAGUGAUUCAAGAAGCGCUACUCACACGCAUCACUGUCGACUGGUCCUCCGCUCUGGACGAAGUCCAAUUCCGCGAUCUCAUCAACACCUGGAUCUUCGGCCCUCCCACCCAACCACACAAGCAGGGGAUCAUCCAGCAGUGCUCGCUGCGCACCAUCUCCCGUCUCCUCCCCACCAAGCCUCAUCCUUUAGCGUCAGCGCUCCUCGAGCAGCUGUGCGUGCGGGCACUGUCGCUUCUCUCCCUCGCCUCGCUGCUAGCCGCGGUCACAGCGGAGCCGAACACGGCACGUGCCGACGUGGCGUGGACCGAAACGCUGCGUCUGCUCUCCUCCUUACCCGACCGGCUAGCAAAUGCUACUGAGGGCAAGCUGCCGUUCACUCCGCACGUGUGGAUCGAGCGCGUGCUCGUUUCCGGCCUCGCCCGCUGCCUAGCGAGCGGUAUGCAGAACGUGCAGACCAGACGGCUCAAGGAUGUGGUCGUGCGGCUUGAGAAGAUGGGAUACCUGGGUAGCGGGGUGCAUACAGAAGGCUCGGGAUUCUGGGUGGUCUUUUUGCGGCUUGCGAUGGAACAGCGGCAGCAGGAAUGCCUGGCGCGGGCGGGUCUGCAGUUGAGGAGCAAGUUGGGAAGCAGGUUGCGGAUGAAGUUGGAUCUGGGGCUGAUCGAGACGCUCCAGUACCUACUCGUGGUGAGCAAGAGGAUGCCUAUAGGGCUGGUGACGAGUGUGGAGCGCGGGAAAGCGGGAACGGAGGGCUCAGCGUUCUUGGGUACAGUGUCGCAGGAAGGGGUUGCUGCUGUAGCACUGAUCUUGCGCACUUUCGUCUCUUCCCCACCCUCUGGUGCUCUCAGCCCCGGUUUAAUCGUAACCGAUUCCGGCUCUGACUCCAACGACGGUGAUGACGAGGCCGACCCAACAUCCAGAACAAUCUCCGCCUUCAAGACACUCGCACUAUCAAUCGCCCCGCAAUCUCCGCUCCUGGCCUGGAGCUGGUGCGUCUACCUGUCCUCCCAGCUCGCCACCGACUCGCUAUGCACAUGCCUCGAAGCAACGCUCUCGCGCUGGGCCGACACAGCACGCAUCCGACGCUCGCUCCUCACCGAAGAGCUGUUCCUCACCACGCUCAUCGUAUGCUUGCUCGCCGCCAUCCCGUCUGACACCAGCCCGGCUUCAGCGCUGCCAGCAAUCGCGCGAUCACGGACAGUGCUCGACGGCGUAUCGGCACACUUGGAGCACUCGGAUGCCACGGUGCGGCGGUUGGGGAUGCUGGUCGCCGAGCUGCUGAGUGCCAAGACGACGAUCGAGGGGAGUGGGAAGGUGUUGAAUUUCGGGAGCGGGAUAUGGAAUGGUGCAGGGGAGGGGAGGGAGGAGGCGAGAGUGUUGCGGGCGUUGAGCGAUGCGUGGAGCCAUCAUGUCGUGGCUGUUGGGCAGGUGGAGAAGGGGUGGGGUGCAGAUGCGAUUGCGGAGGCAGUGAAGGUGCUAGGUGUGAUUCCUUUGAAGGAUGGCGGCGUGGGGAUCAGAGAGCAAGACCAGAUUGUGGUGGAGAGAAGGAGCAAGAAAGCGAGCAAGCCAAAGACGCGCAGAUUGCCAGAACGGGUCGAGCCGCCUAGUCGUAUGCAGGAGAGCGGUAGACCCGCUCGCCCUCUGAUCACGAUGCUCGAUUCAGACGACGAAACAGAAGGAAAGGAACUGGCUUCUUCGCCACCGUUGAAGAUGUUUUCCCACCCUCAACGCUCCCCCUCUCGCCAGUCUGUCUCCUCUUCCUCGAGCUCAUCCGAUGACUCAGACAGCGAUGUCGCCCCCACCGACUCCAACUCGAUCCAUCGCCUAGCCGCCUCCCUUAGUGGUCUGUCGCCCACCGAAAGCAACUCUUUGCUCUCCUCUCAACCAUCCCCGCUCGCACCCAAAUCGAAGUCCAGCCGUGGUCAGGCGUCCGAGAUCGACAACUUUGAAGCCAACCCAGAAUCGCAUGCCCCGCAAUUCCACACCAAAACCGCCACACCCGUGUACGUCUCGCAACUCUCUCCGCUGCUCCGCUCCGCCUCGCGCUCUGAUAUCCGACUCGCCCUGCACAAUGCGGCGCCCCUGAUCCGCCGCAAAAGCUCCACGCAGCUGUUCGGGGCGGAGGUGGGCGAGAACGCAGUGGACCUGUGCUUGACGCUUGUGGCGCUGCACGACAACUUUGGGAUCAAACGGUUCGAGGCGAUGCGGCGGGACGCGGUGGGUGCGUUGGCGGCUGCGGUGCCACGCGUGGUGGUGGGCGUGUUGGCGGAACAGAGUUUUGGUAGCCAGUACAGUGAUGUUCAGCGGAUGAGCAUGUGGGCGGGCAUUGUGCAGAGUGCGGUUGUGCUGGCUCAGGGUCAUGGUGGUGUGGAUGCGGAGGAGCAGGAGGAGGUGGGGGAAGUGGAGCAGAGGGCGGAUCGGGUUGGAGCGGCCGUGAUCCGGGGUGCGCGCGAGGUGGGUGAGCAGAGGGUGCCGCAGAUGCGACGCGAGCGGCAGCUGCAGGUCAAGUCGACCGUGUCGAAGGGGAGGGGAAAGUUGGUGCAGCUGCAAGACUCUUCGACGCUAGGUGAAAGGGCGACAGUGGCGGACGAGCAGGAAUGGGUAACCCUUGCCGGAGCGCUGUACAUCUUCCCGCUCAUCCACCGCUUCCUCGCCUACCACUCCUACCGCUCGUCCUCCUCCUCCUCCCGCCGACUCGGCGCAGGAACAUCCGCCCUGUUCACUCCAACCACGCAAGCGCUCUUUCUCGACACGCUCACCGUCCUCGUCUCCCUCGCACCCGGCCACACGAUCGAACAGGCCUCGCCGUCCGUCUUGGAGCUCCUCUCCGCACUCACCACCACCACUGCUAGCGAGACCGCGCCCGUGACGACGUGCUCCGCACUGACGCUGCUUGCGCUGGUGCUGGAUCGCGCGCUCAACUCGCAUCCCGCGGCGCUGCUGAAUGCCGCGUGUGCAAGGUGGCUAGCAGGGCUGGUGCAGUUUACCCAGGACGUGUUUGCGCAGUUGCAGCAGGGGCAGGCGGCGGGCGAGGCGGGUGCACUGGCAAUGAAGAUCACCGCCAGGGCGGCCGCGGUGCUGCUGCUCAUCGAUCGGCUGGAGCAGGCCAGGGCCGACGAGGUACGCAGGCUCAUCGGCUUUGUUCCUGCCUGA